CCGGUCUUACGUCAUGAAAGCACACCUGCGCUGAAGUUGUGGAAAGGAGCACACGCGACGCCUGUCAAAGCAUUUAACCUCACGUUUUGGAACGAGUCUCUUGAAGUCUGCGGGGUUUUUCAUCUCCAAAGCAUGACCACGUUCCCGGUGUGUCUGGUUUUGGUAUCGAUCUGGCCCCUCUCGCCCACGGGGGCAUUUCCACGGAUUGGCACUGACUUGGGAGGCAGCAGGACAAGGCGAGAUGUCACCUGCAGAGACGGCCUGGAGUACCCGAACGGCAACAUCUGCUGUCUAAACUGCCCAGCUGGUACCCAUAUGAAAUCGCCCUGCACCAUCGCAGGAGAGAAGGGGAAGUGUGAGGAAUGCGAUUAUGGGACAUACACUGAGCACGCCAAUGGACUGGAGCACUGUUUCAAGUGCACACUGUGUCACUCGGAUCAGGAAAUUGUAAAGCCAUGUACUCCGAGUCAAGAUACUGAAUGUCAGUGCAAACCGGGAAGAUUUUGUGCUCCUGACCAAGCGUGUGAGGUGUGCAAGAAGUGUUCAAGGUGUGGAAAAGAUGAAGUGAUAGGGAGAAAUUGCACCCCCACUACCAACACGGAAUGCAAGAAAAUCCAACCCAGCUCCGGCUCUACCUCAGCAAAUACCUGGGUGAUUGUGACACUGUCACUGUUAGCUGCUGGGGCAAUUGUGGUGGUAAUGGCCGUGUGCAUGUGCCGACGUCAUAGAGCAACAGAUUCUCAGAGAAAUCUACCUGAUGGGCCAAAAGCUGGACAGCAGUACAGUGACAACUGUCCCACUGAGGAAAAAAGGAACGGAGAAACCCGAAGCCUGAGCAGCUUGAAUCAGACCCGGCCGCUGGUGAGAGCCAAGUCCUCUGCCGGCAUGGAGGAAGAGCGUAAAGUGCUGUGUGAAAGCCUCAGCAGCUCAGCCAGUAACUCCCAGCACAGUCUAACUGGCUUACUCUCCCACCCCGCAGCUCCCCGCAAAGCCUGUCCUAUGGUCCCCAGACAGCCCAACAGGAGGGAGGACGAACAAUUCCCCAGUCUUGUUCCUGUAAAUGGAGUAGAGUCUUUGAGGAAAUGCUUUGGGUAUUUUGAAGAAGUAGAUGUCAACUACCACAAGAGAUUCUUCCGUCAUCUUGGUAUUAUGGACAAUGUGAUGAAAAGCAAAGAGGACCUUCCCUAUGAAGACAGGAUCCAUGAGUUGCUGAAUAUCUGGGUGGAGAAAGAGGGAAGAGAAGCCAGCUUAAAUGACCUGCUCAAAGCCUUACUUGCUUUGAAUCAAAGGCGAACAGCCGAGACUGUCAAGGAGAAUGCUAUUCACAGUGGUCAGUACUUCUGUGAGUGUUAAAGAGAGGUAAUAUGUUUAAAAAAAACUGAUAACCUCAUGACUGAGAAUGCAUGAGAACUACAGUCUCAUGAAUAUCACUUUGUGGUCCUUAAUGGAGUAAGCUUGUGUCAACGAUCAAGCUUAUUUUUAUUCUCCCCGAAGGGCAAUUUGUUGUACAGUAUCAUCUAAUUCUGGUCAGAUUAGCAACAAGGCUACUGCCCAUAGUGGUGUUUGGCUUGAGUAGUAAAUCUCUUGCACAAAACGUGAAAGCGUGAGUACUAAUAAUCAUGAAUAUCAUGGUGUCCUUGUUGCUUCUUGCAAGCUUCAUCUCGCCCAAGACUGAUUGGCUUCAGCCUGGUCCAAGACUGGUUGGAGUAGAACUGCACAAGGCUACCACGGCCCAUAGUGGUCUUUGGUCCCGGCCGGUACGCUUACUGAAAGUGAUUUAGCUGCUAAAUUCUCUACAUGGAGUAUUUUUUAAAAAGUGCUCGCUGUCUUGCAUUUCACAUGUACAGAUUGUGCUUGUAUUUUGACUUAAAGGAAAAAUGGUCACACUGAUAUAGCAAUGUAACAUGUAAAGCACUGAACAAAAUGCCUUGUGAUCAAUGAGAUUGUACAAGUAUAUUAAUUUAUUAUGGUAGAGAACAGUUUUUUAUUAAAUAUGAUGAUCUCUGCCUCGCUAUAGUAAUUGUUAGCUGACAAUGUCUGGUCAGCACCUGAUCAAAAUGAAGUCAUGUUUUGUUAUCACCAGUCAGUGUUGUGUUUCUGGCCUGUUGUUACACUUCUGUCAUAACCAUCAUCACAUCAGUGACAUUUUGGAGGUUUUACAACACAAAGUUUAUACUGGCAGCCACUGCAACAUUGUAGUACUAAGUGCCUUGUCUGCCUUAUUGAGACGUUAAUCACAAUGUUACAGAAUGGCUUCUUUCAUGUGUUUACAUUUUUUUUGUCUGUUGCUUUCUCUCUCGCUUUUAGGUUUUGUAGUAUUGUCAAUCUAUUUUUUGAUUUUUAUUGUAUUUAUUUUUGUUUGGCAGAGCUAAGUGUUCAGUUGUCACAGCAAUCCAUCAAAUAGUUGUUGAAACAUUUCUGUCUGGACCAAGCUGGUGAACUGACUGACACUGCCAUCCUGGAGCCAUACCCCGGCCCUUGUGUGGGCAAAAAGCUAGAGAACUACUAAAUGUUCGUAGUUCUUAAACUGAGGUCGUGUUGUUAUCUACAGGACAUGUUGGGCAACACUUAAUCUUUCCAGAAACAAGUCUCUACAGUAUAAGUAAUUUAAGCCAUGCAGUCAUUGACACAUUGUUCAUACUGAUGUCUGCAAGGGGAAAAAAUCUAAUUUAUACCUGAAUUAAUUUAUAAACACUAGUUUUCUGCUUACUUAUUUUGCCACUACUGUGAUUGAGAACAUUGUAUAUACUAGGUUGAUAAUGUAUUAAGCAUUUGCUAUGUUUUCAAUUAAAAUAAGUAACUCAUUUUGA
This is a messenger RNA of Micropterus dolomieu (smallmouth bass), 2810 nucleotides long. It is a transcript of the gene hdr, whose product is annotated as hematopoietic death receptor. The coding region runs from base 133 to 1353 and encodes 406 amino acids. Gene Ontology annotation, molecular function: protein binding. The record is from RefSeq and is a predicted model, not a curated record. The transcript has 10 exons. Gene Ontology annotation, cellular component: plasma membrane; cell surface. Gene Ontology annotation, biological process: positive regulation of apoptotic process; TRAIL-activated apoptotic signaling pathway. Lineage: Eukaryota; Metazoa; Chordata; Actinopteri; Centrarchiformes; Centrarchidae.